Messenger RNA from Larimichthys crocea (large yellow croaker), 3759 nucleotides. It is a transcript of the gene cd99, whose product is annotated as CD99 molecule. The record is from RefSeq and is a predicted model, not a curated record. Gene Ontology annotation, biological process: positive regulation of neutrophil extravasation; homotypic cell-cell adhesion; T cell extravasation. Gene Ontology annotation, cellular component: plasma membrane. Lineage: Eukaryota; Metazoa; Chordata; Actinopteri; Sciaenidae. The coding region runs from base 141 to 821 and encodes 226 amino acids. The transcript has 13 exons.
ACGGGCAGAGUUGACUCAGUGUAACAGGACACCGCCGUGCAGUCUGAGUCUGGACAAGAAAGCUGUGCCACAAAUACUCUGGCUAAAAAAGAGACGCUGUUUGAACACAAACCACUGCGAAGAAACAAGUUUGAGCCAACAUGGAGUUCUGCUUGAGGAUAGUUUUACUUCUUUUUCUCGUUUCUGGGACAUUAACACAAGAUGGCUUUGAUUUGGGGGACGCCCUCGGCCCAGAUCCCACUCCCAAACCUGUUGAUAAGCCACCAAAGAGUGGAGGAGGAGGAGGGGGAGGAGGUGGCUUUGAAUUGGAUUUGGGGGACGCUCUCGGCCCAGAUCCCACUCCCAAACCUACUGAAAAGCCACCAAAGAGUGGAGGAGGAGACGGCUUUGGACUUGAUUUGGAGGACGCUCUCGGCCCAGACCCCAAACCCAAACCGAAACCUGCUGAUGACCUACCAAAGAGUGGAGGAGGAGGAGGCGGUGGAAAUUUCGACGACUCGGACUUGUUUGGUGUUAGUGAUGGGGACUACAAGCCUGAAGGAGGAAAGAAGAGAGCAGGAGGUGCUGAGGACCCUGGCUACAACCAGGGUGGUGCUGAUCAACCACAAGAAGCCGGAGGCGGACAGAUCGCAGCGAUCGUCAGCGCCGUAGGAGUCGCUAUAAUGGGAGCAGCAUCCAGUUACUUUGCGUACCAGAAGAAGAAGCUGUGCUUCAAGAUUCAGGGAGGGCAAGAUCCAGAGAGCGGUAAAGGCUACAACGACAAUCAGUCUAAUCCUCAGUCUGAUCCUCAAGUGUUCAGCAACCUGCUCAGGACGUCUUAGACACCUCCUGCACACGCACAGGAAAAGUCAGUGGCCUUCUCUACAGAACUCAACUUCCAACUUUCAAUCAUCUGUCAUCUUCCAGUCAGACAUUCUCUGGGUCUUUGUGAUUUCUUCUAGUUUAAAUACAACCUAAUCCUGACACGUAAACUGUAAAUACAUUAGCUGUGUAUGAUUUCUUUAUUCGUAGCUAUCAGUGGAGCUGUGUUGGUGAUUUCAGUGGUUUUGCACAGAGCUUUGUGUUUGUGUGCUUCGUCUGUGUGUAACUACUGUACACAUGGUUUUGUUUCCCUUCCUAACUCCUACACUAGUAUCCUCAAAUAAGUGUGCUUAGUUUAACAUAGGUGCUACAUGGGUUUACUGCAUCAUGAAUGAGUUUUUUACAAAAGAUGCUCUGGUGUCAUGUUCCAAACUAAAAGUUCCCCCUGCAGCUGGCGUCUGAGAAGGAUUGAACAAAGCUUUAAGUGUGUUUGUGUCUGUUUGCCUCAGAAUAGAUGAUUAGUAUUUUUCUUUAGCACCUUAGAGGGUUUGUUCACCCGAUGUGUCCUAUUAAGUCAUUGUUUUAGUCUCCGCGAUUUCUGCCUCCAUUAUUGUUGUUUGUUUUUGUGAAAUGACCUCGUAAUGCACAGCUCAGAGUCAGCCUAAACCAUAUUCCACGACAAAUUAUAAAACAAGCAGAGGGGGUUUCGCCUGUACCAGAGUGGCUCACAUUGAAUUCAACAUAAUGUCCAUUUACAAAGCGAUGUUAAUGAAACUCAAGACUUCCUGCAGAUGCAGAUUUCAAAUUAAAAGCCUACCUGUCACAGGAAUAACGUCAUUCUUUGAGCUGCUGGGAGGCUUUUAAUUUGAAAUGUGGUGUUGAGUUUUAUUGACAGUACUUUAACAGUAAUUUAGAAAAUGUAAGCAAAAGCAUUAUUAAAUCAUUAUUUUCAGUGUAGUGGAAGUGCACAGCGUACUGAAUGUAACAAGAAAACCUGUAAACACAGAGGAAGUGCUGCAAACUCAGGAGGAAACGGCAUCAACAGCAGAUGAACUGCUUCAAGUCAUAGUUUGGUUAUUUGCAUUGCGGUUGUAUGAGGUAUUUAUCCAUAGUGAGUGUGUUUCCUCCAGUAGACAGCGGUCAGCACACCCCAGUUUGGAGAAGCAGACAGAAGUUCGGACGCGGAAGCAGAGCAAUGUCCUGCUGUGGACAGGGUCAGCAGCAAAACAUGUUUUAGCCCACCUAAAAAAAGUCCAAGUGUACGCUGUAUUCAGAAUAUUUUCAUGCUUUACCUUGCCGUCACACAGUCCUUCCUGAUGGGAAACUGAAGCAUGUUUAUCGCUCUCUUCGAAGCCACCAGGCAAAAAUGUAAUUUUUCCUUGCAGAAAACAGGAUUUGCUGUUCCACAACUGCCUCAAUCGCUUCCUUUGUUGAGGUUAUUGUGCGACUUUAACCUGCUAGUUCUGUUUAUAACUAUAAGUUAGUUGCUGCAGACUGUGGCAGCAGUAGACCAGCAGCUCCUGUCUUCUGCAAGGGAAAAUUACGUUUUUUAUCGAUGGAAGUCUGGUGGCUUUAUCGUGGACUGGUAUUACUGCUUCAGUUUCCCAUCAGAAAAGACUGUCUGACAGCAGGGUAAAGUCGUGAAAAUGUUGGAAAUAUAACAUAGACUGAUUUUUUUAGGUGGCUAAAAUGUUUUGCUGCUUGACCCCAUCUACAGCUGCACAUUGCUUGACUUCUCUGCUGGUCUUCCAGUCAGCUUCUACAAACUUGGGGUGUGCGACUGCCAUCUACUGCAGGCAGUACACUGACUGUGGAUCAUUCCCUCAUACAAGCACACUUCAAAUAUCCCCAACUAUCCCUUUAAACAUGGUCAAAUAAAGAAGGGAGAUUACAAAUAAAGGCCUGGUUCCCUCUGCUAUUUGAGAAUUUACAGUUUUUACAGCAUAGCACAAAGAUGUCUCAAAUUGCAUCGACAUAAUCAUCGUGUAACUGGAUUUAAAUCCAGUAGAAGGAGCUUUUUAAUACUAAUUCUGAUUGAUUGUGGUGAUGUGAGAAGAUUGAGGUUAUGAAUCUCAAAGCAUAAACUUACUACGUGUAUACAAUUUAGUAAUGUGUCAUAUAAGUGAUUGCUUAGCAGCUGUUAUAUAAAAGUGUAAUACAUACAAGCAUCAGCUUUUAGUUUGUGUGAGAUUGAUCUUAAUUUUGUGCACUGCCAAAGUCAUCUGUGUCUGAGUCCUGUUUUCUUAAAGCUGCACCAAUCAGAAGAAUAAAUUAAAAAUAUACCAGGUUAAAUGUGUUUUUACUGCCCCCUACUGGUCAAAAAAGAAUAAAUGUAGCUUUAAAACCAGUUACAAUGAUAUUUUUACCACACUGACAUUUGUUUUCUUGUUUUGAGAAAUUAGGAAUCAAUCAUAGACAAAGAUGACCUGACGAGACGGAGACUUGUGUAAUUAUUGGUUUUAUUAUUCAGCUUUCUUUCUGCUUGCUGUAGAAGAGCAGCAGCCAUGAAACGUGGGCAACACUCUGAUGCACUUUUAUCUGCAGUUAUGAUCCAUUAUGUUAUUCAUGCCAGACUCCUCGAGUGUCAUCAGUUUAUUCGAGUCACAAGUGAGCAUCGAAAGUGUCAUAAAAUCAGAACUAUUGCAUCAGGGGACUCUGGCUGGAGAACUGUUGUUAUUGCUGAAAUAUUAAAAUGAGUUGCACCCUCAUGAGCUGUAAAUACUUGAGAGUAAUGUGUAUAGAUCCCUGCUGAUUUUUGCUUUAGGCUUGAUGCUGCAUUGUGCUUUGAGCAUUUCUGUGUCGACGACUAUGAUCAAUUUCAAGUGUAUUUUUGUAUCUCAGAUUUACAAGCAUAGACUUAAUCCAGGUAUAUUGGAUCUGAUGAUUGGAUCAAUGUUACUUCUGUGAGUAGAUUUAAAGUGUGUGUACAUGUUUUCAAUAAAGUUGUGUUGUACAGUU